Messenger RNA from Aplysia californica (California sea hare), 259 nucleotides. RefSeq names its product solute carrier organic anion transporter family member 4A1. Gene Ontology annotation, cellular component: membrane. Lineage: Eukaryota; Metazoa; Mollusca; Gastropoda; Aplysiida; Aplysiidae. Gene Ontology annotation, biological process: sodium-independent organic anion transport; transmembrane transport. The record is from RefSeq and is a predicted model, not a curated record.
GUGUGUUCCGGAUCACCAGCGGUCAUUUGGUCUGGGCAUCCAGUGGAUUGUGGCUCGCUGUUUGGGCUCCAUCCCGGGCCCGAUCCUAUUUGGCAAGAUGUUUGACCUGGCCUGUCUAGUGUGGCAGAAACGCUGCGACGGCGAAGGAUCCUGUUUCUUCUACGACAACCACAACAUGAGCGUCAACCUCCUCAUCCUCUCCAUCAUCUUCUCCAUCGUUGCUGCUGUGGCAUUUUUCUUGGCAAACUUUUUCUACAAG